AUGACUUUCAAGCUUCUCUUCUCUUCUCUCUCUCUCUCUCUCUCUCUCUCUCUCUCAGAGACACACACUAUCGAAGCCAGUAGACCAAAGACUGCAACGAUCCAUGAUGAGACUAUGGAGAAUAUCAACUUCGAUGAUAACAUCAAUGAUGUUGGGGACGAUGUUGACGAUGAGGCUGUCAGUGAGAACGACGGCUUCGUGGACGACGCUGAGGAGCCUGACGAUAUCGACGAUGACGACUUCAUGCUCCAGGGCUACGAUGAUCUUGGUCUUCCCAACCAUCAGGAGGAGAGCGAAAGCUGCGAGACUGAAGAUCUCCUCGAACCAUCCAGCACAGGCAAUAAUCGAAAGCGUGUUCGAACCAGCUCUCCUCGCAUCGACAACGCGUUCCCAAUUGAUAGCGCCAAAGGCUUUGUCUUGGACGAUGAUGGUGACCGCUUACCAACCAAAUCAUCCCGUGUCCUUGGAACCUUUGGCCGCCGUGAUCGUAGGAAAGGUGAGUGUCUGCCAGCUUACCACAAGCGUGUCUCUGCCUGUCUCGACAUCGAUGAUCAGCUCUUGAUGGAUAUGCGCGACCACGGCUAUACUGAUGUCGCGAUUGCAAAUCGGUUGGCCCAAAAUGGAGGUACUCGGUAUAACUCAAAGUCCAUAUCCACACGCAUCAUGCGCAUUCGUCUAGCUCAAACUGCGAAUGUCGACUUCCUGCUUGCUGAAGGCUACAAGGAGUGGGAGACUGAGGAUGACAAACUCUUGAUGCGGGCCUUUGCCCUCGCUGAUAUAGAGACAAACUACGAGAUCGAGCGUGCCCGUGCCUGGCGCUUCCGCAAGGUCUCCGAUUACAUGCGCCGCCUCAACAAGGACGCUCUUUUCUCUGCCAAUGCCUGCCGUGACCGCUACAACGCCAUCACCUGCGGUACCGCUGCCAUCCCUACCGAAGAAGACGACGACCCGGACACCCGUCGUGCCGAGCGCGAGGCCUUCUGCUUCGCCCGUGAAGAAGUUCGUAAUAAGGAGAAGGCCGAGAAGGAUGCACAAGAGGCCAUCGAGAACAAGGCAAAGGAAGAAGCGAGGGCAGCUCACGCUCAGCGAUCCGAGGAAGUUGCCAACAGGAUUGCCGAGAAGGAGGCCGCAGUAGCUCAACGCCUGAUCAAGCGUGCUGCCACUGCCCAGAUCCGUGCCCAGAAGGCCUCAGCCAACAAGACCGCAAAAACCCAACGCAACCAGCAGAUCAAGAAGCAAAAGGCCCUUGCCGAUGCCAAGGUCAACAAGGCCACAGGCAAGCGUGCUUCAUCCACCAGCACAGCUGUCACCCUUCCCGCCAUGAAGGACGUCACGCUUGAUACCCCAGACCCUCGAGGCUACCUUUCACUCCACGACCUCCGUGAAAUGUGCGAGGAUCGCGGCUUCGAGGUCACCGGUAAGAACAAGGAUAAGCUGGUUCAGGACCUCAAGGACGCAGAUGAGGAGUGGAACAAAGAGGAUCUCACCAAGAUGUGCCGCGCCAAGGGCCUCGCGAUCAACGGGACAAAACUGCAGAUGAAAUACCGCAUGGCCAUGGCUGCUGCCAAGAGCUACCCGUCUUUCAAUGCUGGCGUUGCUGGGGCCGAGGUGGAGGAAGAGGAGGAGCCGGAGGAGCAGGAGGAAGACGACGACAUGGAAUUCAAUAUCGAAUAG
This is a messenger RNA of Plenodomus lingam JN3, 1674 nucleotides long. Lineage: Eukaryota; Fungi; Ascomycota; Dothideomycetes; Pleosporales; Leptosphaeriaceae. The record is from RefSeq and is a predicted model, not a curated record.